This is a messenger RNA of Ectocarpus siliculosus, 2628 nucleotides long. The record is from the annotation of a GenBank genome assembly. NCBI's taxonomy places the organism in Eukaryota, Phaeophyceae, Ectocarpales, Ectocarpaceae.
AUGAAAAAUAGCGAGGGGUGGGGUGUAAAAUUGAGAAAAAAUGGCCGUUGCCCCUUUUCUCUCGGGGAACCUUGCUUGCACGGGACGGCAAAGCUCGGAGAGCUAGGGCCCUCGUCGUGGGUGGUGGAGAGCAACGCCAGGGAAGGGGGAGUGGGAAGGAAUCCGACCUUCGUCCGCGAUCUGUGGCUGGAAAACUGCCCGGAGACUGCCCUAAGGGAGCCAAGAUUUGAUUUUGCCACCGACGAGCCAGUGGCACUUGAUCAAGGAGAGUCAACGCGGAACCUCUCGCACAAGAGAAGAAGCGGAUUUGAAAUGAGCAGCUCAGCGGACAGUGACCGCGAGGAGCGGUUCAAGCACAUCUUGCAGCCGAUCAGGGACUUGGCCCAGAACUGGGAUGUGGACAUCGCAACGAGUCUUGAGGAUUACUUGGAGGACCUGGAACACAUCACCAUCACCUUGGAUGGCGGUGCUUCCAAGGUUAACUUCGCAGAAGCGGCCCUGCUGAUUCAGGGGUCGACUUGCGUGUACAGCCGCAAGGUGGAGCACGUGUACCAGCUGGUGCAGAGGACGAUAGACUUCCUGACCCAGCAGAAGCAGCAGAACAACAACAACGCCGCCAAGAGCAAGAGCGGCGACGGAGAUGUCGGCGACGACAGCAUUAUGGGAGGAGAUGAGACGGCCUUUCUUCCUCUGGAUGACAUCAUCCUCGAGGGGAAGCACAUUGACAUCGGAUCUACUUCUAGCAGAUCGAGGAACCGGCGCCGCUCUUCCAUCGCCCCUAGUAGCGGCUUCCACGGUCGCGGCCAUGGUCAAGGCGAGGACGGGGGAGCCGGCGGCGGUUUGCCGGGGGGUGGGGACGUGCCGGAUAUCACCCGCCCGCCGAUGUUUCUCAUGGAGCAGGACUAUGGAAAUUCGUUCAAGAUGAGCACCUGUGCUCCGCAGCAGCUGUCCGGCACGCUCCUGAUAGAAGGCGGUGCGCUGGACGACUCGCUUUUUGCUCAAGGCGAUGCCGAGACGAGUGAAGCAGCAAGGGCGUGCGACUUUUGGCGAGGUUUGGGCCGGGAGGGGGACGGAGGGUUGAAGGCGCGGGCUGACGGGGAGAGAUGGACGGGCUCUGGCAUGGACAUGGGCGGCGGCGAUGACGGCGACGAUUCUGAUGGGGGCGGUGGAGGGUUUGAUGGAGACUUUGGGCCGGGUGACGACUUCGAUGACCCGAGAGAUGACGUGCCAGUCGACGGCCCGCGGACACCCGAAGGUUCGGUGUCGGGAAGGCGGGAGCUGCGGCAACGCGAGUCGAUCGAGAAGGAGGUGCUAAAGGCCGACAAGGCGCCGAUCGACCCGUGGGCGGCGUUAGAUCCGCAUGAUCCCGGAACGUCGCAGGCACGGCCUAUCCGCAAGGGCAGGACGUACAAGAUUCCCGCACAGGUCCGCAAGCGCCGCGGCGGGAAGAAAAUCCAGGGGGAAGCCAAGGGGGGUGGAGAGGAGCAGAAGGGCGACGGCGGCAGCUGGGUUGGCCGUGACGGUAGAGUCAUGCUAUCCGUACCCCUGCUCGGACUGGCCUACCCGGAGUUCCAAUACGUGUGGAACAGGGAGCGCCAGCGGAAGGCUGCCCAAACCCGAUUGGCCCGCCAACAAGCUCGCGGGUUUAUGGGGCGGGAGGAUUUCCUUCCCGAAUCAGCACCGCCCGACUCCGCGGGUAUGAAUGACGUGGGCACCGACUAUGACGGCUAUGGGUCUGACGGAUCCUACUGCAGCGAUGGGGGAGGGGGCUACGCAGACUACGGCGACCAGAGCGACGGGGGUGGGGACAUGGGUGGAUACGGUGAUGGUGGUGGUGAAGCCUAUGGUGGGGGAGACGGAGAGGGUGAUGCCGGUGUCGCGCCGAUCUCCCUGGAAGAUGCUUUCCGCAACAAGCCGCAGACGUACGAAGACCUAUGUCGCAACCAUAUCGAGGCGUUUAUGCGAGGGACGGAGAAGUACGCGCACGAGACGCAGCUGUCAAAAAGAGUCGGGGCGUGGCAGGAGAAGCUCGAGCCGCUCAUGGAAAGCCAGGAGAAGAGGCAGGCGUUCGAUAUCCACGCUUACGGGCAGUCCGUCCUUUCGAGGGUGGCGUCGGUGUUAACUCCUGCCCAGAGGGCGAGAGCACACACGGCCGCCAAGGGAGUACACCCCAAGGUGGCGGACGACGCCGCAGCAAGUCCGGAGGAAGCUGUGCAGGCCGACACCGCUGAGCCUGACGUUCCUUUGGUCGACUUCGGCACGGUAGUGGCCGGGAAGGAGCGCUUCGACGUAUGCCGGCUCUUCCUAGCGUCCCUUCAGCUGGCGAACAAUGGAAACGUCCGUCUCUUCCAUGGGGACAACGCUGCCGACCAAGAGACAACUCCCUUCCGGCUCGAGCUACUCACGCUGCAAAACUCCGACAACAUGAGUGGGUAUUUCGCGCCAUCCGCUUCCGCAGCCGGCACCGGACCCGAGAACGUUCCGGCGAAUGGCACGACGAAGAAGGGCACCAAGAACGGCGCUAGGAAGGGCGCAGAGGCGAAGACCAAGACGGGGGGCAGAAGAGGAGGUCGGGGUGGUAUUGUGGGGACGAAAGAAACGCCGAGCAUGAUCCAGGCGGCCGUAUGA